AUGCCAGUUGCUGGUAGGGGAAAAAAAAUGCUUCUGUCCUUUAUUCAUGCCAAUUGCUUUAAAAUUGAGCGUAGAGAUUUGUGGUCGGAAUUGGCGGCUAUUACAGUAGCUUCUCUCCCUCUGCUUGUUGUUGGUGAUUUUAAUGCGACGCUGUUGUCUAAUGAGAAAAAAGGUCCAAGGAAGUUUAAUGUUGGAUUGGCAGCAGAGUUCCAAGCAAUGGUGGAUUCUUGUAUGCUCAUUUCUACCCCUUCACAGAGUAAAAAGUAUACUUGGUCAAAUAAUCGUAGAAGGGGUAAUGUCAUGGCUGCUCUGGAUAGAAGCUUUCAUAAUGAGUUAUGGAUUGAUGAAUUCAAAAAUAUUUCUCAGAGAGAAAUAUCUGGAAAUCCAAUUUUUAUUCUUUCUCAGAAAUUGAAGCGUGUUAAGCUGUUUAUCAAGCCUUGGGGAAGAAAAAAUUUUCCCAAUAUUGAUAACGAAGUCAAAAAAGCUUCUGAUCACCUAAAUUCUGUUCAUCAAGAAAUUGAGGCUGCAGGGAUGUCAGAUGAUCUUUUUGGUCGCGAGGCUGAUGCCAAAACAGCGCUGUUGAAAGCUACCCAGCUGCAGGAUAAUCUAUGGGCUCAAAAAGCUAAGUUGAGGUGGAUGAAAGAUGGGGACAAAAAUUCAAAGUUCUUUCAUCUAUCAGUGAAAAUGCGAAGGGCUCGAAAUCAAAUCCGUACUUUGCAGAAUGCUGAUGGGGAGUGGAUGAAUGACCAGCAACAAUUAUCUUCAUAUAUUGUCAAUUAUUAUGAGGAAUUCCACAGAUUAUCUGUUACUUCUCCUCACCUGGAGCUGCUGGAUUGCAUUCCAUGCAUUAUUUCGGACGAUGAUGCUCUUUAUUUGGAGGCUGAACCAUCUUUAGAGGAAAUAAAAAAAGCUGUUUGGGAAUUAGACCCAGAUAGUUCCCCGGGACCUGAUGGCUUCUCAGGGAAUUUUUUUAGGCGGGUAUGGAGUAUUGUUGAGGUUGAUUUUUGCAAGGCUGUUUUGCACUUUUUCAGAUGGGGAAUCCUUCCAAAGGGUGUUAAUAAUUUUUUUCUCACUCUUAUCCCUAAGGUGGUGGGGGCUACUUCUCUUGACAAGUAUAGGCCAAUUUGCAUGGGAAAUUAUUUUUGCAAGGUAUUAUCAAAAAUUGUGGCAAGUAGAGUUGCAAUUUUACUGCCAAAGCUGAUUUCGGAGGAACAAGGGGCGUUCCAAAAGGGGAAGAUAAUAUCAGAAAACAUUAGCCUUGCUUCAGAAUUGGCAAAUCUGAUGCAUUCCACAGUUAGGGGAGGUGGGAUGGGGCUCAAGGUUGAUGUACAAAAAGCCUACGAUUCUCUAUCCUGGGAAUUUCUAUUUGCUGUCCUUGGGAAGUUUGGUUUUCCUAGGAAAUGGAUUUCUUGGAUUCAAGGAAUUCUUUCAUCCUCAAGGAUUUCGGUUCUAAUAAAUGGAGGUCCAGAGGGUUUUUUUGGUGUGGGUCGUGGUCUUCGUCAAGGCGAUCCGUUAUCUCCCAUUUUGUUUAUUUUAGCUGAGGAAGUGCUCUGUAGAGGAUUAAAUAAAUUGGCCUUGGAAGGAUCAAUCAAGUCGCUGCCAGGUCCAAGAGGUACCUGCACUCCAACUCACCUAUUAUUCGCGGACGAUAUUUUCAUCUUCAUGAAUGCGUCGGCGAAAUAUGUUAAAAAUUUGCAUUUAUUUUUAUCAAAGUAUCAGGACUUCUCUGGACAACAUUUUAAUCUCGACAAGAGCAAAGCUUUCUUUGGGAAGGUUGCCCCUCACAGGAAACAAUUCAUCAGUAACUUAUUGGGAAUUCAGGCCUCCAAAUUCCCUACUAGGUAUUUGGGUGUGGAAAUCUUCAAGGGAAGAGUGAAGAAAAAUCAUCUUUUACCUUUGAUGGAUAAGAUUAAAUGCAGAUUGGCUGCCUGGAAAGGGAAGCUCCUCUCGAUGGCUGGUAGGGUGGAGUUGGUUCGAUCAGUAAUCUCGAGUAUUCCUAUCCAUAAUUUUGCAGUUUAUUGGUGGCCCCAGUCCAUUAUUAAAACUGUAGAGCGAGCAAGAUUUGUUCAAAAAGAUGGCUCUCUCAGGAAGGGAUAUAAAUCUUCCUCCAUUUUGCCGGGGCUGAAAAGGGUGUGGAAAUUCGUGUCGGACAUGGAAAGAUGGACAGUGGGAAAUGGGGAAAAAAUCAUGUUUUGGACAGAUAAAUGGUUAGAAAAUUCUUCCCUGGCGGAGUCUUCUAAGUUGGAGCAGGAAAUGUUCAUAGGGAGGACUAUGCGACUGGCAGAUCUUAAUCGAAAUGGUGAGUGGUCUUUUCCAAAUGUUUCUUCGAAAUUUCUUGCUGAGACCUUUGAGAAGGCAAAAAUAAUUUCUUUAUCGUCUAUGGAGGAUAUAUGUCAUUGGAAGUUGUCAAAUUCUGGGGCAUUCUCUUUGCGAUCAGCGUGGGAGGAGAUAAGGGGGAAAAAUCAGAAAUUCCCUUGGUUUUCUAUUUUAUGGAAAUCCAAGAUUCAGCCUCGUCAAGCUGUGUUUGGUUGGAGGCUUGCUCAUAAUCGGUUACCCACGGAUGAGGAGGUGCGCAGAAGGGGUGUGAUGAUGCCUUCUAGGUGGCAGCCCCUUGAUAGAAUGGGGGAUUUUUUAGCAUGGUGGAAACGGAAAGGGAAGAAUUUUACUUUUUCAACUGUGUGGCUUUGUGGCUUUAUUUUGAUCCCAUAUGCUGUCUGGAUGGAGAGAAAUGCUAGAUAUCAUGAUGGUCCAGCUCUUCAUUAUAAACAUAUUUUUGCUCGAGUGAAAGGAGAAAUUUGUAUGAUUUCUAGUGUAUAUCUUGGGAAACCCCUUUCCAUCCCGGAUCUGAUAUGUGCUAGAAGAAUAGGAAUUCCUCGGGUAACAAGAACUCGUAGAGAAAUUAUUGAAGUUCGAUGGUGUCUCCCAUUUCCAGGAUGGAUUAAGCUAAACACUGAUGGAUGCUCCUUGGGUAAUCCAGGGAAGGCUGGAGCAGGCGGAAUUUUCAGAAACGAGAAGGGGGACAACCUUUUGAACUACAGAGAAUAUGUCGGUAUCAGAACAAAUUUUGAAGCGGAAUUUUUGGCAGUGAUCGCUGGUCUUGAACAAGCAAAGAUAAAUGGUUUUCAGCAUCUUUGGAUUGAAUGCGAUUCUACGGCUGUGGUAAUCCUUCUUUCUAAAGGUUUAGUCCCAUGGUUUGCUCUACAACGAUGGAGGAGUCUGUUAUCUUUCCUGAAUUCAAUAAAUUGGAAGGUGACGCAUUGUUACCGGGAGGCAAAUGUGAUUGCUGAUUUUUUGGCAAAGUCAUCAGCGAGAUUUGAAGUGUCGUAUCCAGUGGAAGCUUGGCCUCGGUUGGUUUCAAUGGAAUUGGAACUGGAUGCUAACCAGCGUCCAAGAUAUCGAUUUAUGAACUUAUAG
Molecule: messenger RNA, 3414 nt
Organism: Macadamia integrifolia
Lineage: Eukaryota; Viridiplantae; Streptophyta; Magnoliopsida; Proteales; Proteaceae
Exons: 4
Coding region: 1-3414 (1137 amino acids)
Molecular function (GO): nucleic acid binding; RNA-DNA hybrid ribonuclease activity
Source: RefSeq, a predicted model, not a curated record